Messenger RNA from Calidris pugnax (ruff), 1795 nucleotides. RefSeq names its product interferon induced transmembrane protein 10 (gene IFITM10). The coding region runs from base 129 to 1061 and encodes 310 amino acids. The transcript is spliced from 3 exons. The record is from RefSeq and is a predicted model, not a curated record. Gene Ontology annotation, cellular component: plasma membrane. Lineage: Eukaryota; Metazoa; Chordata; Aves; Charadriiformes; Scolopacidae.
UCACCACGCUGUCCCCAUUGUCCCCACACGUCCCUGCCACACUUGCUUUAGGCUUUCACCCAGGCCCAUGGAAGUGAGCCCGUAACCCAGGAUGCAGCAAGUGGCCACUGCAAAGGUCUCUGUGGGUGAUGGUAGGAACAGUUGGGCUGAGCAUCCCCUCCGGACGGCCGGGGAAGCUGCUCGGCUGGGGCCCAGAAGAUGCCCUUCUCCAGCAGGGCGCUACCAGGACGCUCCAAGCAGGAGGUGACGUCCCCGUGGGGAGGACAGGAGGAGAAGCGCUGAGACACGGAGGAGCUCUCCUGCGUGGAGCACGUUCGGGGUGGAAGCGAGGGGGCUUCGGGUUGACCUUCCCAGCCCCUAACUCCCCCCCUGCCGAGCUGCAGCCCAUGGGUGCCCCCCCUCCUCUCCUCCCCUCCUCCCGCAACUCCAGCGCCGAGGAAGCCGAGCCGGAGGCAGUGCUGAGCCGGAUAUGCAGCGACUCCCCGCAUCCCUCCUUGGCAGAGCGCGGUGACGCCGCGGCAGCCACCACGGAGAGGACACAGGACCCCCCCCUGGGCCCGCCGUGCCCCUUCGAGGGGGUGGCCUGGACCCCGAGACCCCCGCAAGGCCCCCCGCAGGGCUGCUUCGCCUGCAUCGCCAAGCCCCCGGCUCUCCGACAAGCUUCGCCUGUCCUGUCUCCUUCUUCUGCCGUUUAUCUCAUGGAGAGCAAGAGCUGCAAAGGGGACAGCCUGCGGCCGGCGGUCCCGUGCAAGCACUCGGUGGAGAAGAAGACAAUGACCAACCCCACCACUGUCAUCGAAAUCUACCCCGACACCACCGAGGUGAACGACUACUAUCUCUGGUCCAUCUUCAACUUCGUAUACCUCAACUUCUGCUGCCUCGGCUUCAUCGCCUUGGCCUAUUCGCUGAAAGUCCGGGAUAAGAAACUCCUCAAUGACUUAAAUGGAGCAGUCGAAGAUGCCAAGACAGCCCGGCUUUUUAACAUCACCAGCUCAGCCCUUGCCACCUUCUGUAUCAUCCUUAUCUUCAUCUUUCUGCGAUACCCCCUCACUGACUACUAGAGUGAGGCCAACAGCAGCAGCUGCCGCCAAAAUGCCUCUAUGCCAGAAGUGUCUGCAGUUGUUUCUUGUAGCAAGGACGCAAAAAAAAAACAACCAACCACCAACCACACUCCACCUUGAUUGCAAAAAAAAAAAAAAGCCAAUUAAAUACAUAAAUAAAAAAUAAAUGAGUUGAUCAGCCCAGCUGAGCAUACCCUACCUGUCCCCAAGCAGUUUUGCUGUAGGAAAGGGUCUCUUACACAUGUACAGGGAGAAAAAUAGACCAAGAAAUAUUUAUUUUAUGGCCAACAAGCCGUGUGACAAGAGCGUGCCAAGUCGAGAGCAACGCAUGCCUGGUGGCAGAAAGCUGAGCUCUGGGGAGCAGCGGGGUCCUGCUGAGCAGGAGGUGUGUGCAGUGAUGGAUGGUGUCCAUGGCAGGGCUGGCUCACAACAUAUCAGGUGGGUUCAGACCAUGCCACCACCCCAGAUGUACUGGUGUUUCUUUUCCUCUCUUGAGUUUCAUCCACUGGUUGAAACAACUCCCAAACCCUGGAGAGCUGAGGGUGUUAGGAAGUUCAUGCUAGGGAGCCCCAAAGCUCCAGAGAAACCUCAAAGCAUUAAAGGGCAGGUUUCUCUUCAGGAGCUCCCGGCAACACUGAGAAGGAAGGCACCUUCUGAAGAACUCGCCUAAGCCCCCUAAAAUGAGUGCUACUGUACUUCUGUAAAUGGUCAAUAAAGAUACCUCUGAUAUCUGA